AUGUCUCAUCAACUUGAUCCAGGUGCGGAUCGUGUACUACGGCCUCGUCCGACGCGAGUCAAUGGUGCUUCGAAAACACAGAGCAACGGCUUCCACAAGGGCAGCUCAAAUCUAGCAGAAACAACGCGAAGUCGAGAAAGCACUCCAUUGCCUGAAGAUGCGCCCCCUUCAGCGCAGUCUAUUUCCGCUGCGAGACAGGUUGCAAGGGCGUCUGCGAAGAAGCGGUUGUUCCACACCAUAAAGUAUGAGCCACGAGCUUCCCACUUCGAUCCUCAGAGUGAAUACAGCGACUUUAGAGGUUUCUUCGUCCUCUUCUGGAUGUCGCUAGGCAUCAUGGUUAUCACGACUGCACUGAAAAAUAUCAAGGAGACGGGGUAUCCUUUGCGGACACAGGUCUACGAGUUGCUCUCAAGAAAUGUCCUCACAUUGGCUUUCGCCGAUGGACUGAUGGUUCUCAGUACUGCCGCAAGUGUGUACUUCCAGAAGAUAUUCCGCAAUUCGAAAGGUAUUCUCCAAUGGCGCAAAGCUGGCUUCUGGAUACAAAGCAUCUACCAGGCCAUCUGGCUCUUCAUCUGGGUAGAGUGGCCCUUCGUCCUUGAGUGGACUUGGACAGCUCAGGUCUUCUUUGCCUUGCACACACUCACCUUCCUCAUGAAGAUGCACAGCUACGCCUUUUACAAUGGCCACCUUUCCGAAACAGAACGUCGUCUACGUGCGCUCGAUAGGCCAGAUCCGUCGCAAUCACUUGAGAAAGCUGUCAUCUACCCAACCUCUCCUGCACGCCUGCGCCAGCUGAGUACCGAUUCAUCUUCCUCCUCCGAGCACGAGAAAGCAGAAGAGCAAGCUGAAAAAGAGAGAGAAGCUCUUACUGAAUUGCGCCAUAAUCUAGCCACAGAACUGACGUCCCCCAUGGGUAAUGUGACAUUUCCACAGAAUCUAACUUUCGCCAAUUAUGCCGACUAUGUUCUAUGCCCUACACUCUGCUACGAACUCGAAUAUCCACGAACAUCACACAUUCGCUGGCUAGAGGUCUUCUACAAAACACUUGCAGUCUUUGGCUGCAUUUUCCUUAUGACCGUUGUGUCAGAAGAGUUCAUCACUCCAAUCUUAGCAGAUGCAACUAUACGCCUACGUGUCACACCUGGUUUCUCGGACAAAGCCCUCAUCUUGGCAGAAUCAAUAAGUCUCAUGCUCUUCCCUUUCAUGAUUGAAUUCCUCCUCACCUUCCUCACCAUAUGGGAAUAUGCCCUGGGUGCCUUCGCCGAACUCUCCUGCUUCGCCGAUCGACACUUCUACUCGGACUGGUGGAAUUGCGAAGACUGGCUCGAAUUCAGCAGAGAGUGGAACAUUCCAGUGUACAAUUUCCUCAAACGGCACGUCUUCUUCGCUACCAAGGCAUACACAAAUACCUCAGUGGCUAUGAUCAUGACAUUCCUCAUCAGCAGUUUCGGUCACGAGCUGAUCAUGGGCUGUAUCAGCAUGAAGUUGAGGGGUUAUGCCAUUUUUGCGAUGAUGUUACAGUUGCCGAUUGUGGCUAUACAGAGAAGCAAAUUUGUGAGAGGGAGGUGGAUUUUGAAUAAUGCUUGCUUUUGGGGCAGUAUGAUUCUGGGAAUCAGCUCUAUGGCUUCCCUUUAUGUGCUAGUAUGA
Molecule: messenger RNA, 1647 nt
Organism: Lithohypha guttulata
Lineage: Eukaryota; Fungi; Ascomycota; Eurotiomycetes; Chaetothyriales; Trichomeriaceae
Gene: ARE2
Product: Sterol O-acyltransferase 2 (Sterol-ester synthase 2)
Exons: 1
Coding region: 1-1647 (548 amino acids)
Biological process (GO): ergosterol metabolic process
Cellular component (GO): endoplasmic reticulum membrane
Molecular function (GO): ergosterol O-acyltransferase activity
Source: RefSeq, a predicted model, not a curated record